Racocetra fulgida is the source of this 189-nucleotide messenger RNA. Lineage: Eukaryota; Fungi; Glomeromycota; Glomeromycetes; Diversisporales; Gigasporaceae. The record is from the annotation of a GenBank genome assembly.
CUAAAGAGAUUAAAUGGAUUCCAAUGGAUGGAAAUAAUUUACAAGAAAUUGAAAAGGAAGAAAUUAAUGAGAAAGGAAUUAUUAAAGAGGAAGGAAUUAAUGGAAUUGAUGAGAAAGAAAUUAAAGAAGAAAUUAAAGAGAAGGAAAUUGAAGAGGAAUUAGAUUUCUUUAUGGCAAUUUGGGAGGAUG